AUGACCGCUAUAUUUGGUGUUGUAAAAUUUGUUUCCGCUUAUAUAUGUGCUUUUUUUGUCAUUGACUUCUUGGGUAGAAGAAAAGCUCUUUAUAUUGGGCUCAUCAUACAACUGCUCUCAAUUUUAUACUUCUCUAUUUUCUUGGCAAUUGUUCCUGAAGCUUCUAAUGAUAACCCUUCUCUCUCAGGUUCUGAGUCAAGGGCAAGUAAAGGUGCAAUUGCUUCCUUAUUCAUGUCUGGUGUUGGUUGGUCGUUAGGUUUCAAUGCAUUUAUGUAUAUGAUAGGUCCAGAGAUUCUUCCAAUCAAGGUCCGUUCUUUUGCUCAAUCACUUUCAAUGGCUUUGCAUUUCGCCAACCAAUACGGAAAUUCCAAAGCGUUGCCCAAAAUGCUUAUUGCGAUGAAUAAUUAUGGCGCAUUCUUCUUUUUUGUCGGUGUGAUGAUUAUUUCUAUGUUUUGGGCUUGGUUCUUUGUUCCAGAAUUGUCAGGGCGUUCGUUAGAAAGUAUCGAAGAAAUUUUUAAAUUACCUUGGUAUCUCAUCGGUCGAAAAGGAGCCCAAUUAAGCCCUGAUUUUUCUGAGGUUAAUAAAAUUUCACACAGUAAAGAUAGUCAUGGCAAUACCUAUGAAAGUGUAAUUAAUUACAAUUUAGAGACGUCUAAGGCAUCGCAGGAGAUUGUCGGAGGAAAUUCAAAAGAGGAUGUGAAUUCAUGCAAAGAAAAAUCUUAA
Molecule: messenger RNA, 723 nt
Organism: Debaryomyces tyrocola
Lineage: Eukaryota; Fungi; Ascomycota; Pichiomycetes; Serinales; Debaryomycetaceae
Source: the annotation of a GenBank genome assembly